UCUAUAAGAACGCGCAUGCUCAGUGCUGCCUUUGUGUGGCUGACUGCAGAGCCAACUAGCUGGAUAGCAAGAACGGCUAGCCUCAAACAUAUAGACGACACAGAGGUAGCUAGCAGGUUAGCCGCGCAGCUAAUCAUGGUGAAUGUAAAGAAACGGAAAGGUCGAGUCGUGAUUGACUCUGACUCUGAGGACAGUGCUAGCGACGAUAAUUUAGAUCAGGAGCUGUUAUCGUUGGCAAAGAGGAAGAGGGUUGAUUCGGGUGAUCAGGAAGAGCCGGUUAGCAAACCUGCAGCUUCUACAGACUCUGAGACAUCCGAUAGCGAUGAUGAGUGGACUGUGGGUGGCACCAAAGGCAAAAAGAAGGUUAAGCAAGGGAAAGGGUCAGAGAAGAAGAACGCCACAAAGAAGAAGGUGAACAAAGCGACGGCAUCUGGCAGCUCAGAUGGAGACAGCUCAGCUGAGAGCUCUGCACCAGAGGAGGGUGAGGUGUCUGAUUCAGAGAGCAACAGCUCGUCCUCCAGCUCCGACUCGGACUCCUCAGAGGACGAGGUGUUCAGGGACGGCUACGAUGACGACCUGAUGGGAGACGCGGAGGACAGAGCUCGGCUGGAGCAGAUGACAGAAAAGGAGAGAGAACAGGAGCUGUUCAACAGAAUCGAAAAGAGAGAGGUGCUAAAGAGACGGUUUGAAAUUAAGAAGAAGCUGAAGACGGCAAAGAAGAAGGAGAAAGAGGAGAAGAAGAAGAAGCAGGAGGAAGAGCAAGAGAAGAGGAAGCAAUCUCAGGUUCAAGACACACAAGUGGUGAUGUCACACAACAAGGAGAGACGAUCCAAACGCGACGAAAAACUUGAUAAAAAGUCCCAGGCCAUGGAGGAGCUCAAAGCUGAGCGUGAGAAGAAGAAAAACAAAACAGCAGAACUGCUGGCCAAACGUCAGCCCCUGAAGACGAGCGAGGUAUACUCUGACGACGAGGAGGAAGAAGAGGAAGACGAUGACAAAUCCUCAGUCAAAAGUGAUCGCAGUUCCCGUUCAUCAUCUUAUGAUGACGAUGAAAAAGAAGAAACUCCACCGAAGUCGCAACCCGUUUCACUACCAGAUGAGCUCAACAGGAUCCGCCUGUCCAGACACAAGCUGGAGCGCUGGUGCCACAUGCCCUUCUUCGCUAAGACUGUGACUGGCUGCUUCGUGAGGAUAGGGAUUGGAAACAGCAGCAGUAAACCGGUUUAUAGGGUGGCUGAAAUUGUGGAUGUGGUGGAGACGGCGAAGGUUUACCAGCUUGGAUCAACGCGAACAAACAAGGGAUUACAAUUAAGGCAUGGCGGUGACACGCGGGUCUUCAGGCUCGAGUUUGUAUCGAAUCAGGAGUUCAUGGAAAAUGAGUUCAUGAAGUGGAAAGAGGCUAUGAUUGUUGCAGGAAUGCAGGUACCGACUCUUGACGAAAUCACCAAAAAGGAGCAGUCCAUCAAAGAAGCUCUGAACUAUAAGUUCAACGACAAAGACAUAGAGGAUAUUGUUAAAGAGAAGGACAGAUUCCGAAAAGCACCCCCGAAUUAUGCCAUGAAGAAAACGCAGUUACUCAAAGAUAAGGCCAUGGCAGAAGAGAGUGGAGAUGGUGACAAAGUGAAAGUGAUCCAGGAUGAGCUGAACGAGCUGGAGGAAAGAGCAGAAGCACUAGACAGACAGAGGACCAAGAACAUCUCUGCCAUCAGCUACAUCAAUCAGAGAAACAGAAGCUGGAACAUUGUUGAAUCUGAGAAAGCUCUCGUGGCUGAAGGACAAAAUGCCAAAAACCAACAAAUGGACCCUUUCACACGAAGACAGUGCAAACCCACCAUGGUGUCUAAUGCCAGAGACCCGUCAGUCCACGCAGCUAUUCUCGCUCACCUGAACCAGAAGUACGGCUCUGGGUCAGCACAAGAUCCUUCUUCUGGAGAGAAGAACAAACUGGGUCAACCAAACCCAAAAGACAAAGAUGUCCCCAAGCCAACCACUGACCUCUCAGAGGACUUGUUUAAAGUUCAUGAUUUUGACGUUAAGAUCGACCUACAGGUUCCCAAUGCAGAGGCAAAGUCUCUGUCCGUGAGCUCCAACGCGCUGCCCGUGAAGGAUGGCGCUCCCCGUAGGUCCCUCAACCUGGAAGACUACAAGAAGAGGAGGGGGCUGAUCUGAUGUUGUCGUCCAUCAAUCAGAAACCACAUUGCAUGUGUAAUUGGCUGCGUAAGAGAGAGUGUUUGUAUGUGUGUGUGUGUGUGUGUGUGUGUGUGUGGUUGAGAGAGUGAGUGUGUGUGUGAAUGAUUCCCAAAGGACAUGUAUGAAUGUUGAUACAGAGGACUGUUUAUCCGAACACAGAGGAAAUACUGAUUGAGCAAAGACAACAUUUUUCUUAAAGGAUCUCUCUCAGAAGAAAAUUGUCCAGAUAUUUGUUUUUGGUUUUUUUUGCAUUAUCACACACAAACUCAUAUAUUUUUUUUAUGUAUUUAAUGUCUUUUCCCCUUUUUUGGGUCGUCUGGAGU
This is a messenger RNA of Epinephelus lanceolatus (giant grouper), 2513 nucleotides long. It is a transcript of the gene rtf1, whose product is annotated as RTF1 homolog, Paf1/RNA polymerase II complex component. Gene Ontology annotation, cellular component: Cdc73/Paf1 complex. The record is from RefSeq and is a predicted model, not a curated record. NCBI's taxonomy places the organism in Eukaryota, Metazoa, Chordata, Actinopteri, Perciformes, Serranidae. Gene Ontology annotation, molecular function: DNA binding; RNA polymerase II C-terminal domain phosphoserine binding.